AUGCAGGCAAAAAAGCAAAAAAUUAAAUUAGAUAAAUACACGGUAGAAAGUAGCGAAAUAGAGCCGAAUGCGUUAGAACUGAAGCCUAUGGAAUCAGAAUCAGAACUACCAGAAUUCCGAAUUAGGUCAAAAGACAUUCACUCUAUGGAAUUUGUUCAGCAGGCUUGGUUAAAAGAUAUAAGCAAAGCAAAGCAGUGUACAAAAUCAAUGAAGAUAUUCGUCAUAAAACAUAAUGUAUUGAAAGAAAAUCAAAAUGCUAAAAUCACUAUGAAUCUCAAUCCUACUAUCUAA
This is a messenger RNA of Thelazia callipaeda (thelaziosis nematode), 291 nucleotides long. NCBI's taxonomy places the organism in Eukaryota, Metazoa, Nematoda, Chromadorea, Rhabditida, Thelaziidae. The record is from the annotation of a GenBank genome assembly.